Messenger RNA from Cucurbita pepo subsp. pepo (vegetable marrow), 587 nucleotides. RefSeq lists its product as uncharacterized. Lineage: Eukaryota; Viridiplantae; Streptophyta; Magnoliopsida; Cucurbitales; Cucurbitaceae. Gene Ontology annotation, cellular component: respiratory chain complex I. The record is from RefSeq and is a predicted model, not a curated record.
GUUCUUGUAUUCUCAUUCUUCGAGUACAUUUCUACGGAGGGCGAACUGCUGGCUGAUAUUUACUGAGGAAGAAAUCUUAAUUCCUGCAAUCGAUUUUCGAGAAAUGAAGUUCAUCAUGGAGUUUGCUGAGAAUUUGGUACUAAGACUUAUGGAGGAUCCAAAAGAGAGGGAUCGGAAGUUCCGAGAGCACGUGUACGCGGUGAAGGAUCGAUGCCAAAAGACGAAGGAGAUGUGGAGCUAUCCAAUCCGUCCUUACGGAUUUUGGACAUUUGAGCGCCACAAUUGUCAGCUGCGGUGGGACGCACAAAUCAGCCAGGUUCCUGGUAGGAGGGAUCCUUACGAUGAUUUGCUUACGGACAUCAACAAUAACUCCAAGUGAUAAGAUGUUUGGUAGAGCUCUGAAAUCUGUGGUGGUAUCUGGGAAGCUCCCAAGCAAUUGUUUGAACGUUUAUUUUGUUGUUGUUUAAACUGGAGAAGUACCUUGUGGGUUGUAUUGUCAAACGGAGAUUUUGCUGCUGGAAUAAACGUGCUUUUUAGCUCAUAAGAUAUAUUUCAAGCUGGUGAAUUUGAGCACAUUGUUUUUCUAA